CCACCGUGCGCGACCGCCCGCAUCCCGUCCCGCGCGUGUCCCUGUCCCACGCACGUCUGUGCCUCUCAGGUGCCACCCAGCCACUGCUUCCUCUUCGACCCGGCCUUCUCAGAGCUGGAACUGGCAGCGCUGGAGGCGCUGGGGCUGCGUCUGCUCCUAGAGAACGAGGAAGGCAAGCAUAGCACAAAUGGAUCUCCGACGCUGUUCUACAUGGUGCACUGCGGCAAGGCACUGUACAACAACCUGCUCUGGAGGAACUGGUCUGUCGGUGCUCUGUCCAACAUGGUCAUCAUUGGCAACAGCUUUAAGGGAAUCGAGGAGAGGUUGCUGUCAAGAAUAUUGGAGAGAGAUUACUCUUAUAUUGCAAAGAUUUUAAAAGGGGUGGAGGAGGUUGCCCUCCCUGCUCACCCUCGGUACUCGGAUACCUUCAAUGACACCUCCAUCCACUGGUUCCCUGCGCACAAACUGGAGAGACUCCCUGCUGAAGUUUGGGAGUUUGUGGAGGAGCCGACUUAUGAGGAAUGUGACGACUUGGAGAUCAUCAGGAAGGGGGAGGAAGGGAGGCAACACGGCCCUGCCCCAGUGCAGCCCUAACUGCUGUCUCUUCCCUCAGUCAUCCUGCACAGCUGAGGUGAUGCUCAAGCACUGAUAGUGCCAUCGCCAUCUGCCCUGCACCUGAACACUGAGCUUGUAUCAUAUUUUUGUAUCAUAGUGUUUUUUUAAUAAAAGUGAAAGCUCUGCUUUGA
This is a messenger RNA of Meleagris gallopavo (turkey), 746 nucleotides long. NCBI's taxonomy places the organism in Eukaryota, Metazoa, Chordata, Aves, Galliformes, Phasianidae. The record is from RefSeq and is a predicted model, not a curated record.